AAGUUCGGGCUUCCAAUGGCAUUUACUACAACGUUAUUGGCAUGGAGUGUCCUUGAAUUCGGAAGCUCCAUGCAUGACCAGAUUGAUAAUGCCAGAGCUGCCAUCCGCUGGAGCACUGAUUACCUCCUUAAAGCAGCCACUUCCACUCCUGAUACAUUAUACGUCCAAGUGGGAGAGGCUAACAUGGACCAUAAGUGCUGGGAAAGGCCAGAGGACAUGGACACUCCUAGAAACGUGUACAAGGUGACCCCUCAAGACCCAGGAUCAGAUGUGGCCGGCGAGACUGCUGCUGCAUUGGCAGCUUCUUCUUUAGUCUUCAAAGAAUCCGACCCUCAAUAUUCCUCCAAAUUACUUGAAGCCGCCAUCACAGUAUUCAAUUUUGCAGAUACUUACAGGGGAUCUUAUAGUGACUCUCUUAAUUCCGUGGUCUGCCCAUUCUAUUGCUCCUACUCUGGAUAUCACGAUGAGCUUCUGUGGGGGGCAUCGUGGAUAUACAAAGCCUCUGGAAGUAGUUCCUAUCUGAGUUAUAUACAGUCCAACGGCCACGUGUUAGGCGCAGAUGAUGAUGCCUACUCCUUCAGCUGGGAUGACAAGCGAGGAGGAGCUAGAGUAUUGCUCUCCAAGGAAUUCUUGGAGAAGAACAACCAAGAACUGGAACUAUAUAAAGCACACGCUGACAAUUACAUAUGUUCUCUCGUAGCAGGAUCGCCAGGUUUCCAGGCUCAGUACACUCCAGGUGGGCUUCUUUACAAAGGCAGCGCGGCCAAUCUGCAGUAUGUUACAUCCACUAGCUUGCUGCUCUUGACGUACGCGAAGCAUCUGAGUUUGAGCUCCAUCAGAGUCCGGUGCGGCGGCUCCACCGUGACGGCACAGAGCCUCAUCGGACUGGCCAGAAAGCAAGUUGAUUACAUAUUAGGGGAUAACCCAGCGAACAUGUCUUACAUGGUGGGUUUUGGAGAGAGAUAUCCAAAGAAUAUUCAUCACAGGGGUUCUUCUCUGCCUUCCAUUCACGAUCACCCUCAACGUAUUUCCUGCAACGACGGCUAUCGGUACUACCAUUCUUCUGCUCCAAACCCGAAUAUCUUGGUCGGAGCCAUCGUCGGAGGACCCGACAGGUCCGACCGGUUUUCUGAUAAUCGCUAUAACUAUCAGCAAUCGGAGAUUGCGACUUAUAUCAAUGCACCCCUGGUUGGGGCUCUCGCUUUUUUCUCGGCCAACACCAUUUGA
Molecule: messenger RNA, 1227 nt
Organism: Prosopis cineraria
Lineage: Eukaryota; Viridiplantae; Streptophyta; Magnoliopsida; Fabales; Fabaceae
Product: endoglucanase 1-like
Exons: 6
Coding region: 16-1227 (403 amino acids)
Biological process (GO): carbohydrate metabolic process
Molecular function (GO): hydrolase activity, hydrolyzing O-glycosyl compounds
Source: RefSeq, a predicted model, not a curated record